Choloepus didactylus (southern two-toed sloth) is the source of this 2355-nucleotide messenger RNA. It is a transcript of the gene GSG1, whose product is annotated as germ cell associated 1. The record is from RefSeq and is a predicted model, not a curated record. Gene Ontology annotation, cellular component: plasma membrane. Lineage: Eukaryota; Metazoa; Chordata; Mammalia; Pilosa; Megalonychidae.
CUUUCCAUCUUCUCCAACCCACACCACACCAUCGCACCCCUCUGCUGGCAAGAGGGGACCUGAUUCAUCCUCACACUACUCAUUCCACCUAACUGAAUAAGAGCAAAAGUGAAACUGAAACUUCUUUGCCUCAGAACUUCAUUAGCGAAUGAGAGAGCCCUCUGAACUGAUUCACAAUGUUCGUGUCACCCAGGAGAUGGAGCCGAAGGUCCUCCCCAGCCAACGGACAUUCGUAUCUGCCCUCCUCAACAUGCUGUCACUCAGCCUCUCCACAACAUCCCUGCUCAGCAAAUACUGGUUUGUGGGCACACAGAAGGUGCCCGAGCCCCUGUGCAGGAAAGGUCUGGCAACCAAAUGCUUUGAUGUGCAGAUGUCCUUGGAUGGGGGCAGUGCCAGCACACCAGCCCAGGAGGUGGUGCAAUGCAGCUGGGAGACUGGGGAUGACCACUUCUCCUUCAGCACCUUCCACAGUGGCUUGUGGCUAUCCUGUGAAGAAACCGUGGAAGAACCAGGGAAGUGCCGAAGUUCCACUGAACUCACACCACCAACCGAGAGAGGUGAGAAAGGACUACUGGAAUUUGCCACGUUGCGUCACCCCACUCUCCGAUCUGGAGGGAAGCGGUUAAUGGAGAAGGCUUUCCUCCCCCAUCUUCCCUUGGGGAUUGUGGCAAAAAUCCCGGGUGCCCAAAUCACCUGCUUUGGACUGCAGUUCGUCAGUUUCCUCCUUCUACUAAUGGACUUGCUGUUCACUGCAAACCCUGGCCGUGGGCUCAAACGGAGUACCUUUUCUGCUAUUUCCUCCACCCAGUCAGGCCUUCUGGGGAUGCUAGCCCUUAUGAUGUAUUCACAAGUUUUCCAGGCAACUGCCAACUUGAGUCCAGAAGAUUGGAGGCCUCAUGCUUGCAAUUAUGGCUGGGCCUUCUACACCUUCUGGAUUUCCUUUACCUGCUGCAUGGCAUUUACUGUCAACCACCUUCAACAAAUAACAAGGAUGGUGCUGGAGUUCAAGUGCAAGCACAGUGAGAGCUUCAAAAAACCUGAGUUGCCUACCAGUCACCACCAGCAUUUCCUUGAGCAACUGUUAUCUGCAGUCCAUCCGGGGGAGCCUUUGACCAGCUGCCACCGGUACCAAAAUCAGUCCAUCUGCUCUGUCUCUGAAGGAGUUGACUUCUACUCAGAGCUACAAAACAAGUGAUAUCCACAAGGGAACAACUAGGGGCUAAAAAAAGAGGCAACUGGGUCAUCUUUAGAGGAAGAACAGUGUUAAGAGUAAGAGGGUUUGGAGUGCAGGCUGAACCCUACCUUACAUGUCUGUUUAUCAACAUGUGCUUAAGCCAAAGUUCGUUUCUUGAGGAUGAAUUUUAGAGGCUAAAAAUAUGAGUAUCUUAAAGUACAAGUCCGUACGGGUCCAGUGGGGCACAGCUUCCUUUUCCUUUCCAGCUCUGUCUAAUGUCACCACCCCCCAUAUCUCAUUUCUGUGCAUUCAAAAUUAGCUUCUCCUUGAUUGACUGCUUGUUUUGUGCCAAGUGCUGGGCUAAGCAAUGGAGAGAAAGAGGGGUAAAACAGCGUCUCUAUUUAAGGGGCUUAUAAAUCUGGUCACUUAUCUGGGAUUUGAUGGACAAAUUAAUGGUAGUUGGAUUGUGGCUCACAAUACUAUAGGUGUAGUUGAAUUUGAGGGAAAGUGAGAAUGAAAGACAAAGGAACGACUGGGUGCUUUGCUCUCUAGGUCUGAUAUCCUCCACACUGCCCCCUACAUUAUCCUGUAUCCACAGAAUAGGUACCCAAUAAAAAAAUGUCAUUAAUAUUAUCCUAUAAGCCAUUAUGAGAGUAGUAUAACUUGAGAAGUUCCCUAGAGUAUGCAGGGACAAGUCUACUCCAAAAAAUGGCCCACAGAAACUAUUCUAGAUAAGAUUAUGCUCUUUAGUGAGAACGAACUGGAGACUUCCCCAGUGAACACAGCUAGGGCAUACACUUCUCUAUGGUUCCCUACCUUCUCCCCAUCUUUUCUGAAAGGCUUACACCCUAUUAUUUCCUCCAUAAAGAAUGCCAUCCAACCAUUCAUCCUUUCUCUUUUCCAUAAGGGAAAAUAAGCCAGCCUUGAUGGCUAAGAAGAACGAGAAUGGCACACAAGUAUGGUCUGGUACAUAAUAUUUAUUUAUUCUGUAACAUUUCACAUUUUAAAUAGUGCUUCCUGGCAAUAUACCAGCUGGCUCUUCUUUAAUAUGGGCAAUAAGGAUAGAAAUUCACAUUUAAGGGAGUUGGUGUCACAAUACCACACCAGAAGCGUGAGUAGAGACCAUUUGGGGGGGGGGGGAGGAUGUUUGAGGUGGAAGAGAAGGUUUGUAAUGGAAGAAA